UGUACCAAUUAGUAACGCAACUAUGGAAAUGAUUGGUAGAAAUGCUCUUGGUAUAAAAUUUAAUGCACAAAAUGGUGUCAAGCAUGAAUUCAUAGAAAACUUGUUUAAUACUAUGACGGUCUGGGAGUAUAGGAUAACACAUCCCUGGUAUUUAAACAAAACUAUUUUUCAAUUUUCUACACUGAAACAUAAACAUGAUCGUAGUCAUAAAAUCAUUAAUGAAUUCACGGACAAUAUAAUAAAAAGUAAAUUAGCUGAAAUUCAAAAAAACAAGGAAUGUAUAAACAACGACGAAAUAGAACAAAAAAAUAUAUCAACCAAAUCCAAAACGUUUAUAGAGAUUUUAUUACAGAAUUUCCAAAACAUGUCUCAUAAACAAAUUCGAGAUGAAAUCAUAACUAUCAUGAUUGGUUAGUAUAAAA
Daktulosphaira vitifoliae (grape phylloxera) is the source of this 422-nucleotide messenger RNA. RefSeq names its product cytochrome P450 4C1-like. Bases 23 to 415 code for a protein of 130 amino acids. The record is from RefSeq and is a predicted model, not a curated record. Gene Ontology annotation, molecular function: oxidoreductase activity, acting on paired donors, with incorporation or reduction of molecular oxygen; monooxygenase activity; heme binding. The transcript has 2 exons. NCBI's taxonomy places the organism in Eukaryota, Metazoa, Arthropoda, Insecta, Hemiptera, Phylloxeridae.